Paramuricea clavata is the source of this 4169-nucleotide messenger RNA. NCBI's taxonomy places the organism in Eukaryota, Metazoa, Cnidaria, Anthozoa, Malacalcyonacea, Plexauridae. The record is from the annotation of a GenBank genome assembly.
AUGGCGGACGAAGGUACUGAUAAUAUUUGGAAAAGGAAAUUUCUGACGCUUGAAAGUCGCGUGAAACUUGUUGAAUUGGUUAGUUUGCAGUCGCUUUUUGUUUUUUCAUGUUCUGUUCUUUGUUAAAACCCGUUUAGUUUCCAGCAUAAUGGAAAAAAGCAUGAAGAUUUUGCCUCAUAAAAUGAGAAAUAUGUUGUUUUGAAUUGUGCAGGAAAAUCAAAAAAUUGUGAACAGAAUUUAUCAUGUACGAAAGCAUUUGAAGAGAUCUAGACGGGAGAGAAGGUUUGUUGUUUUUCUUUGCUCUGAGCAAUGCGUGAAUUAUGUAUUGAAUACCAUGACAAAAUGAAUAUUUUUAAAAAUAUGUUGGGUAUGCCUUGCUUGACAUUUUCAAGUCUCUGGGUCCAUGAGUGGCUCUCAGAGUGUGUUUUCUGUUGUGCAUGUGGAAGAUUGCAUUUUUUAUUUCAAAAGCUAGAUCAUAGGAUCUUGCAAAAAAUACAGUCUGAAGUGGAGCAUUUUCAUCCAAUUUAUUCUUCAAUCAUUGAUUCUACCUUUUUGUGGAACAAGUUCCCUUCCUAAAACUAGCCUGCAUGGCAGGCGGUAUUUCUACGGGCAGCGAAAAUUAGGGAAGCAAAGGAAAUACCGUCUGCCGCAAAACUAGGGGUUUUUGAAUUACCCGUCCGCUGGUGAACGGGAAAAACGGAUUGGUUAGUAUUUUUAUGUAGUUGUCAAUCAACGGCUAAAUUCGGUUAAAUGUUAAUCAUUAACCAAAUGUUUUGACGUUUUGAAACUCUGCGUUUUGAAAUUAGUUCACGUCAAGUCAGACCAGAAAUGGAAUAACAUAAUAAAAGAAGCAAAUUAAAAGAUACAAGCUGAAAAAUAACACUCUAAAUAGUGUUAUUGAUAGAGAUUCGAACAAGAAUAUUUAACAAAGAAGAUACGUCCGAAGGGGCCGAAGUUAUGAUCGGCGAAAGGUAUGGGCUAGUCUAUAUUUUUGUUCAGACAAUUACAUGCGUAUUAAUUUGAUAAUAUACUAUCUCGCUUGACUUUCAAAGGCCAUAAAUCGCAAUAAUGUUGACAUUUUACUAAAACUAUCGAUAGAAAUUAGGAGAUAUUUCUUCACUGAAUCGAACAUUCGAACAGUGGGAUUUCCAUGUAGGCCUAUCAGUCAUGUUCUGAACCAAAGAUACUUGAUAGAUAUUAUAUACGAACCUCCAAAGUAUAAACAAGGGGCCGGUUGAUGCAGUAAUUAUCAAAUAACAGUUAAACUCUUAUAUACCCGUUGAAUAUGUAUAGUUGUAAACAAAUAAAAACUAUCGUUCUAUAAGGUUCAAUACUUUUAGUUUGGUUGUUGACUGAUGAUGAAUCUAUGGAUAGUAUAUACUUGCAUGCUUUGUAUUUUGAGCUUAUUAAACCACCGUUUUAAGGCAGCUAAACGGCUAAACGGGCUUGGUUUAUAUUAACACAUAAAAUAAAUUCCUUAAUUCUCAUCACUAGACACAGUCUACACUUUGAAAUGUCGAAGACAGUGGGAGAUUUAUUUUUUAUAUUUUAUAUUUAUAUAAUUUAUAUAUCAAUAGUUCGUAUCUCCACGAACAAUGACAGAAGACUGAGUUUCUUUAAAAUAGAAUGAAAUUUCACUCAAAAUUCUGUUUGUUUCAAAUUGGAAGUUUAAAAUGGCAAUUAAAACUCUAUAUAAAAUAUGAAAAAAAUUAACUGUCUUGAAUUAUUUUGUCGGGCGGUACAUUUAUAUUGUAUAACGAAAAAUAAAACGUUUUCACGAGGAUUUUAAAAUUCAGUCGGGCGGUGAUGAGAAUCAAGGAAUUUAUUUUGGCAGCGUUUACACUGUACCGUUUUCGUAGCGUUCUCGUAUUGUUCUUAAUCCUCAAGGGAACGCAAGACAAUAGUCUAUAGUUCUCUCGAACAAUACGAGAACGCUACGAAAACGGUACAGUGUAAACGCUGCCUAUAUGUUGGGCAGUUGGGACUUGGGAGCAGCUUGGGCAUUUUGAAUAUUUACUUAAUUAAUGCAUCUAUAAAUAGCGUGAUGCUUCAGGGGCGGUAGUUCAUUUACACCCAGUUUUGCGGCAGGCGGUAUUUCCUACGUACCGCCUGCCAUGCAGGCUAUCCUAAAACUAGAAUUUAGAUUUUUGUUCAUGUUUUUAAUCCUUAGCUAUCUAGUGAAGAAGUGUGGAGAAAAUGGUAUUGACUAUGAAAAAGGACAACCACAGUAUAUGGUAUAAAACCAGUAUUUUUUUUAUUAACACUUACUAGAAAGCUGUGGAUUGAUAUGCAGGGGUGGAAAAAGUAGACGAGCACUGCUCACAGGAAAUGUUAAACAGCUGCAGGAAAUUCGUUUGAAUGAAGAUUUGCUAUUGAAAAUUUGAAGGAAACCUUAACACCCAUGUCCCACUAUAUGGGCGCAACAACAUAUGGUUGACAAACAUAUUUAUUCCUUGAAUUUAAAACCAUGGUCAGCUAGAACACUAUAUGUUUAUACACAUGCAGAUUUAGCACAAAAAUACUCCGUUAGUCUACAGGAAAUGUUUGUCUCCAGGUUGUGCUCCCAGGAAAAAAAUCUUUUUUCCUGCCCUGAAAAAUACUACCACCUGAAAUAUACAAAACAUCAAUAUUUCAAGCAAAGACUCUUUGUCUCAGUGAAGGGCCUUGUCUCACUUCUCAGUGAAAUGUUCGAGUUUCUAACACUUAACUAUUCUACUAUCUCAGGCCCAAAUGCUUGCAGAUAUCAAUGCUGCUUAUGAAGACACUCGCUCGCAGUUCAAGAAAUCUGCUGGUCUGACAAAGAAAGGCAAGGGUCGAGCACGUCACAAGUUAGAUCCAGAUGCGCCAAAGAAACCAGCGAAUGCAUUUUUUAUGUACUGUCAACAACAACGAAACUCAAUGCACGGUGAGCCGAAGGAAUCCACUGUCGGCCAUCACGAGUUGACAAAACAUCUUGCGAAGGAAUGGAAGACUUUGGGAGCUGAGAGACAGAAGGUCAGAGCCAGUUCUAGCCUCAUCUGCAAGGCAGGGUGCAGGUUUUCCAUGGGGUGGUGCAUGAGGGAGCCUUACCGCCCACUCUCCUCUGCAACACUGCUAUCCCAACAUUACCAUUGAGAUAGCCGAAUCUGCAUGUUCGUCUUUUUGUUACGUUUUACAUUAUCUUUUGUUUAUAAAGUUUAUAUCAGCUUUUUAUCACAUAUGUGUGACUGGACAGUUGCUGUAGCACAGUACAGUAAAUUUUCUUGUUAAAAUAUAGUAUAUUUUAAAAUAUGGCUGUAUAACAACCUCGACAUGUUUACAUAUUUAACCAUGAUAUUUAACUAAAGCAUUCUGAGUAUUUUCUUGUGAGCUUACAGUCUACAGAUCAAUUAAAUUGUUUCAAGAAAUCGACAUGCACUGCAUGCGUAAAACGCUGAGCCUUCUGUUUAACAGGACUGAACAUGUUGCUGCCCAUGUUGUUCACACUUGUCAACAAUAUUGAACAAUAUUGUUGAGCCUGAAUUGGGUGUAACAAUAUUGUUCAAUGUUGUUGACAACUAUGAACAAUGUGGGCAGCAAAACAUUGUUCAAUCCUGUUUUCAACAACCUGAUGCCAUGUAAUAGUAGCAGGCUGUUAAUCACUAUUCAAAAAGCAGCAAAUGUACAUAUGGUGAAGCAGUUAUUUUAGGGUGAUGCUGUACUUCUCUAUGGGGGCUAGACACCACUAGGGGGUACGCACUCCCCCCCGCCCCCACGGUAGGUCCGCCUCUGUUUGAAAUUGUUAAAUAUUUAGUAUUUUCAAUGUGGUACUUAUUUGAGGGUAUUAUUAAUUCUUGCAGGUUUACUACAAGAUGUAUGAAAAAGACAAAGCUCGCUACGAAAAAGAAAUGAAACAAUAUGCAAAAGAAAAGCUUCCUAAAGAACCAACAAAACUUCUCAAAAUGAAAAAACCAAAGAGCAAGAAAACACCAAAAGCGACGGAACAUCAUACAAAAAGCUCCCCAGAUCAAGUAGAUUCAGCACAAACAUCAACAGCAAUGGACACAGGUUCUCUGGUGACUGAGUCACCAACAUCGCAGUUUAAUCUUUUAAACAAUCUACCCUUUGCCAACCUACCUUCACCAAUGGUAGAUAUUGGCGGAGAUAAUGACGACGAUUCCUUUCAUAGUUUCGGUUAUAACACUGUGUAG